GGAAAGGAAAUAUAAUGUAAAUAUAAGAAAUGAAAUAUGUUUUCCAUGUUCAUCCGCUAGCGCGAUUCAUGGAUUUGCCGAUCCUAUUCUGUCGAUCAUUUCGCAUGAACAACGAAAAACAAUAUUUCAUUUCUUAAUUAAAAUGUCUAAGUAUUUUUUUUAUUUAAUAAAUUUUGUAGAAACCGUCUGAAACAUUCAGUGUUAUUAACGUUGCAAUGCUCUUCUUUUCGAAAUGUUUGGCUAAUAAAUCGAAAAUUUGUAACAAAAUGCAACUUUGUCGGAAAACUAUUUAUUUGCAGUAAAAAUAUGGCAGCUGAAGUUUUCUUUAAAGAAAUAUGAAAAGUUUUUUUUUUCUCAUGUGUUGUACUUACUGAAAAUUCUGUGGACUCUAACAUUUUAUCUUAAAAUCUUUACAGAACAGAACAGAACAGAACAGAUAGUUUAUUAAGACUUGUACAUAGUACAUCAUCUAUAAUACAUAUUCUAUACAUAUAUAAUAUCAACGUGACAAUUAACAUGGCAUAAUGGAUCAUUUAUAUUUAGUAUUUUAUCCUUGAAUAUAAUUAUAUAUACAGUAGAAAAUAUGUGGAGAAUGAACAUAAGAUAUCAACGUUCGACAGUGAGAAUUGCAUUUCUGAUGGUUAGAGCUUCUUUUACAUAGCUAGAUAAUUGAAUAAGUUCGGUUUUGUUAUUUGAAUUAAUAUAAGGAGCUGUAUGAACUUAUACACCGAUGAACGUCUACAAUAUUCUACUUUUAAAUAUUUCUUUCUAAUAUUAGCGUAACAUUUACAUACACAAACAAAAUGGUAUUCGUCUUCAAUGUCUAAAUUGUUGCAACAUAAACAAUAUCUUUCCUCACGAGGAAUUUGAUUUCUACUAUAUCUACAAAAAAGGUAGUUGGCAAAUGAUUUACACAUGUCAUGAAUUAUUAUCAUUUUAGACCAAAUGGGUUGAUAAUGAACGUUACGAACAAGCAGCCAGCAGAAUAAAUGGCAUUUCAAUUUUCCAAGGCUAUUGUUCAUUAAUUUUCCCGACACUAUUGUCAGAAAACAGUUUGAUUUUGUAACUUUAUAUUUCUAUACAUUCUAGACUCCAAUGUAAAUUUGUUAUAGCAUCCAAUAAUUUUCGAUCCACGUUGACACAAAAUGCCAAUAUUGGUGAUAGAUGCUGCAUGACUGAUGCCGACACUAGACCGAUAAAUGGGCGGUUGGUAGUAAAACAAUUCUCACUCAAUUAUAUUGUAUUGGGUGAUAUCACUCGCUGACAUAAAGUCUCCUUUUUGUUAAAAAUAUAUUCAUGUUACACGCUGUAUUCUGAUGUCGUUGAUUUUUAUAUAUAAUCAGGAAACAGCCAUCAGAAACAAGCUACUGUCAAAAACUAUUGUGUUUUGUAAAAUCUGGUGAUUAAAGGUGUGUGAAAUGACAAGUGAAUAGUUCAAUGAUGUAAUGUUUAUUUAUGUUCAGUUAUAGAUCGAUAUGAAAUAAAAGUACAUUUCAAUUUUAAAUUUGACAUAAAAAUGUCCGUAAGAAAUCAGUACGCCAGGAAUUAUUAUAAAAUAACGCCGUUGCCUAUUUCGUCCAAUCAUAUUGCGAAUGCAAGAAACGCCGCACGGAGGAGGAUCAUGUACCGCCCUCCUGAUGAAGAAAGUUCUACUAGUGCUGCUGCUCCUACAAGUGUAACCCAUGGGGUCGAGAAAAAGUCUAACUUUUCUGACAUUAAAUCCAACCGGGAAACAGAAGAGAUGUUUGCAGCUAGAAAAUAUGACAAAAUGGCAAAAGGAAAUGAAGUUACAAUGUAUGGCAAACGAGAGUUAAACAAAUUAGUUUCUAAUUGUUCUCUUAACAAUGGAAAGGAUUCCUCUCUGAUCGAAAGCAGGCAUAAUAAGGCCAAAAGUAAAGAUAUCAAAGCGAACGUUUCAUCACAGCAGACACAAAAGUCAUCGAGCAAUGUUACACAAUCUCGACCCAUGUCAGCCAGGCCCGAUUCGAGAUGGGAGCGACGCGUGAAAGAUGAAUAUUUGGGCAUAAGUGACGAGGAAUCAGACACCAACAUAAAAUAUAUAACAUCUUUACCAGGCGGAAAAGAUUCAAGAAAAACUGACCUUUCUGAAUCCGAAGUAGUGUCAAAUUUGCAAUCUAGACCAAAAACGAGUCACGGACGUCAAAAAUCAAUGGAUAAUAAUGUGGAACAAAUAGAACGAAAAAAGAAAAGCCAUAAGAUAGAACACGAGAGACCUAAAUCUCGUAUUGGUGACAAGAGAGAAACAAAAUUGCAUUCCGAUGAAUCUACAGAUAUGCCAUUGAAUUUAAACAAAGACUCGAACCAACGCCAAGUCAGUGUAAGAAAUACCGAACCCGAUGAUGUUUUAAAUGACGUUGGUUAUCACGUUGGCAUCAGUACCUUUUAUCCAGACCUUGUUGACAAAAUCCACGGAAUUGAUGACAUAAAUUUGCAAAUUGAAGACAUUGAUCGUGAUGUAGACCCUGUUUUGUUCUUUAUGCAGGACACAUGUAAUAGCCGUGAGGGUAGUGCGAAGAAAAGAUCUUCCUUAUCAAAAGACGCAAUAAAUGUUAUCACAAAUGAGAAAAGUUCUCGCCAGACAAUUAAACCGGCAAUCGGUUUCCUAGGCAACAAUCAAAACAAACGCCAUUCAGCACCUGAAGUGAUUGAUCGUUUCCAUGGAAACAGAGUUUCAAGACUGCAAAAUUCAAUACCAGAAGGCAAUCAGCGUUAUUUUUAUAAUGGAAGACAAGAACGAAUUAAAAGUGAUUCGGGAGAAAACGCCUAUAAAUCACGAACUAAUGAAACGCAUAUUGACAAAUCAUUAUCUACUGGCUUAGUAAUAAAAAAAGACUCUGAAAUGGGUAAACAGUUUAGCAAUUACGACGGUGGCACAACACAAACUUACAACGUUACCACAAAUAGAAAACCCAGAAAGCUCAAACCGAUAGCGCCAUCAUGCAUAGAGGAAUGAGUCUGUGUGGCGCCUUUCGUGUGACAAAACCAUUUGGAAGAUUUUUUGUUUUUGGAUAUCAGUUUUGUAGAUUAUGCUAAUAUAUAAUGAUUUAUUUAAGAAAAUAAACAGUUUGAGUGCAUUUACUAUUUAGCAUUAAUUCUCCAGUAUAAAACGGAAUAGAUCUAGAUGCAUCGAAAUUAUUUACUCAACUGACGUUUUGUUAUCUUACCGCUUUGUUUCUCAACAGAACUGGAUCUUGGUACAUUGGCAACACAUAAAAAUUCGACAUCAUGUAUGCAAGAAUUCGACAUACAUGCAACUGAUAUCAUUAAUAUGAUUUCAAUAAGAACGUUUUUGCUUCGUCUGUGGACUGUGAUGACUGCACGAUUUAACAAUUGUGUUGUUUUUUUUUUUACAAAUUCAGAAUAUAAAUAUGUUGACUUUAAAAUUAAGUUUGAAAGUUAAAGAAAUGACUGAAUUGUGAAUUAGAGCGGCAAAUGUUACUCAUUCAUUUUAUUGUUUAUAAAUGUAAUUUGUAUUCAAAAUAUAUUUCAUUAAA
Messenger RNA from Mercenaria mercenaria, 3515 nucleotides. RefSeq lists its product as uncharacterized. NCBI's taxonomy places the organism in Eukaryota, Metazoa, Mollusca, Bivalvia, Venerida, Veneridae. The transcript is spliced from 2 exons. The record is from RefSeq and is a predicted model, not a curated record. Bases 1517 to 2974 code for a protein of 485 amino acids.